This is a messenger RNA of Amoebophrya sp. A25, 4987 nucleotides long. The record is from the annotation of a GenBank genome assembly. Lineage: Eukaryota; Dinophyceae; Syndiniales; Amoebophryaceae.
AGGCAACGCAAGCGAUGAACAUAACAAAGAUAGGGUGCCAUAGUAAUUUCUUCAUUGUCUCCGCUGGUCUGAUGCACUUACGUCGUCUAUAUGUCGCCACAAAUACAAAGAUGACGUAGUAAAUUCCAGUCCCUCUUCCCUGGUGGUGUCAUUUUCGUCAUAAAGACCCGCCUUCUCAAAGUCAAGCUUGCUAGUUUUCAAAUUGUCAUGAAUUACUUGCUUCUAUGGAACAGAAGGGAUUGAUACCUUCCAACAUCGUGUUCGAGAUUUCUACCUAACAAAACAUUGUAUGUAAGUAGUUUGUUCUGACGAAAAAUACAUGUCCUAACUGCAGGUGAUACGCGUUAUGAUUCUCACUGCUGGCACGUUGUGGUUGUGACGCAACUCUAUCGUUUGGGAAACCGAAACGUAAACCAGUAAGGUUUUUAUAUACAAACCGAGGAACUUCCAGAUGAUCUAGAUUCAUACCUCCUUCUCGUUCUCCUCGUCGUGAGCUAGAACUUCUCAGUUGCAGAGCAAAUCCAAAGGCAAAACAUGUCAGACGCUGCGAAGGUUCGUAAGCAGGCCGUUUCCGCCUUUUCGCUGAAGGGGCUCCAGCUCAGGCCAAAAGCGCUGAAGGCAAUUGUCGAAGACCUGAGCGGGAAGGGUGGGGAUUUGACCAAGAGCAUCCGCGAUUUUGCGGAGAUGUGCAAGCAAGACUUACGACGAAACACGACAGGGAGUGCAAAAAUUAAGGCGUACCGUAAUUCAUCCUAAGAAGCAGCUUUGACCCCUUUACUAAGGGGGAAAUGCGUCAAAGAUGCUUUUCAAGAUGAAUAUAAGUAAGGUCUAAAAAUACCAAUGUCGUUGAGGCCGAGAUGGUCGAGCGGCUGCUACGCCGCUUUGCCCUAGUGCAAGACGGAGACCCAAUGGACAUCGAUGGCUUAGCGGAGGAAGGGGCGGCGGACACGCUCAUUAUGAUCUGAAGAGAAGGUGAAAGUUUAACUUUGAGUUCAAAUAUAUCUUCAGGAGCGUGAAGUCCAUACUUCUUAGGUCUCAACCUCGUCCUGGCUAUUUAGGCUAAUCAUUUUUAUCGUGAAUGGCCAUCGUCGUGUUCAUCUUGAUGUUCCCGUGCUCCUGUUUCACUUUCAUCCACUACGGUUUCGUCUCAAUGUUAAAGUUAAGUAGACGUUGAAAUUAAUGGGACGUUUGCCUGCCAACAAGGUUCACUAAAGCGACGACCACUUUCUUACUUCCCUGCUACGUACUUACCUCACUUUUUCUUGCUGCGGGGCUGUGCCACGACCGCCAGAGGCUUCGCUAUUGUUAUCUUCUAAUCCCGAGACAGUCUACGACAGGAGCACAGAGCGGAAUCCCAAAGCUUUUGCCCAUUUGGGCGAUGGAGUCCUUGUUUACAACGUGUGGCACGACGUGCCUUUGCUGGAAUACAAUACCCGUGCGCGGACGUUUCAGGUGUCGCCGCUACGUGCGGAACUGUUUCCAGCGGCAGACAGGCGCCCGAAAAUGAUGCAGGAACGAAUGCAUUUGUGCGCCAACAACCUCUACCAGCGAGGCGGGAGCUCAUCCUCGAGCUACGAUAAGGAGCGCGAGCAGUUCGUGCAAGCAGCAGGAGGCAGAGGAGCUUUGGGUGGACCUUUACGUGUUUCUUGAGGACUACUUAACUAAGUACUACACCUUGACAAUACAAUUAGAAAGAUGUUCCUCGUAAGAUAUCUAGUCCCCCUCCCCAAACGCAAGCUGUAACCGGAUAUUUUACUACAUAAUAAUUGAUGUUCUUCUUCGUCUUCUAAUGGCAGACGCACGAGGCCUCCGUAGCGACUACAUAUAUUUCCCUGCCACACACGAGUUUCCAAAUAAGCAGGAAAUUUGUCGAGGGCAGACCAGUCUAUAUCGCAUAAAAAUACCCGUUGUGCCUCGACCGACACACCACGCGAGACUGAUGGACAUCGAGAACGACGACGAUGAAGAUCGAGGAGAACCGCUGAUGCCAGGCUCUAUGGUCGCAGUGUCCGAAUGGUAGCAAUCGUGAUGUUUCUAUCGUGGCCCAUAUAAUUAUAAAUUGAUGAUUAAUACGACAUACUAUGUAUGACUAUGAAUCUAUAAUGGUCGAAGCACGCCUUAUGUGCCUUACUCCUACUGCGUUAUUUAUAUGUGAUCACUUGUGGUAGUGGUAGUGGUCUUCGAACAGGAGCCGAUAACAUCUUCUGCGGUCCUCCGACAUCACUCAAAUUAGAUUGAUGAAUACUUUCUUGAAUAAGUAACUGUAUCUACCGCCGGUAGCGGUAGGCUAGGAGUACUACUAGGGAUGCGAAUGAAUGGUCUCAAUGUUUUUGGUCCACAACAUUCAUCAUGAUUGGCCGUUUCAUCCUGUACUACAGGUAUACUUCUGCGCAUGAGCGACCAGAGUGGUUUUUGAAGCUGCAGAGUGGCCGCGGUUGGAUUCCCUAUCGAGUCUCCCACUUCGGGGUUGAGCAGGACGUUGUGGAGCCUGCGGGAGUACCAACAAAGUGUUUAGUUACAAGUGUCGAGAGUUUGGUCGGAAAUUUCGGCCAUAAGGUGACAUUUGGGCUCCUCGUAGACAUGCCAGAUAUCGGAUCAGGGAAAAAGUACGCCCUGCAGGAAGGCCGGAAACGGGUAUUGUACUUCUAAUUCUAGUACAACAAGUGUCAAAGAAUCGUUGUGAAAAUCGUGUGAGUAAAUAGGGCAUUUUUAUGGUUAUGCGGGUAUGGAAAAUAAAAAAAAAGAUUAAGAUUCCUUCUAGCCUUGAUGUUACUCUCGUUCUCACGUUGCUGAAGUAGAUUCAGACUCACGUACAUUUAGUACUUUUUUUUAGUUUUAUUCUAUGUACAACUUUCAAGUUCAACCCCUACUACGGCUACGAAGGCGAAGCAUUCUUCCACUUUAUUUCACACCACACGUAGUUUUCCUCCAUUUUUUCCUCCUCCGUCAGAUCGAGCUAGAUUUGAAGAGGUUUUCGUCUUCUCCAGAGUUGAUCAUUCAUGGCGGUUUUUACGUAGCUGAGGGCAUUGUGGAUAAUGAGCAUGGCGUUCUGCACGUUCUCGCACUCUGGAACCCGCCAAUUCCUCGAACCUAUAUGAUCCCCUACGGAACAACAGACCCACACGCCCGUUUGAGGAUACAUGUUAUGGUCUAUGCUUGAGAUGUAUUGUCGAGGAUGUACUUGAAGUUGUACUUGACCGUGUCGCAAGCGGCUGCAGGUGAUACCUAGCACUAGUGGUACUGCUUUUGUGAUUGAAGUUUCAAUCUGCUCAUGAGGACGCUCCCUGCCCGCAGCGCACUGAAUUCUUUUGUCAAUCUCUCCGUCUCCUCCUGAGCUCCACCUAUUCCCUUUCAUGCCAAACGCAGUGAAUCAUUUCGGCGGAAAUGUCACGCAGGAAGACGUGAAAUAUCUGACGCAGCUGGAAAACGGCGACGCUUUCGCAAAAGCAUAUUACGUCAUCCUCGCGGAUGUAAAUCUAGACGACCCGAAUACGUUCUUGAUGUUGCGCGUCAUUUUCGAUCGGUACGAGGACAGCGACGAACAGCCGCACUAUGUACAAUUAAUUGGAUUAGAGGAAUAGCUGCCUAUGAUGAAGGGCCCGCCAUAUUUACAAUUACAUCUUCACUGUUGGACAACUUUGCUGGUCCACUCCUACUUCUAGAAGAUCAGCCGUCAUGAUCUGUUUGCUUAAAUUGAAGUAGGCUUCUUGUAGAAGAAGAUGCUCAGCCGAGCGCACUCUUUCUCUUGUCGGAGAAGUUCGAAGUGGUGUGCCUUCUCAAUGCCAUUCUUGUUUUGAAACUGCUCCACCAGAUCCUGAUGGGAAAUUUUCGCAGCCCGGACUACUACUACGACCCUCGGCAGGAAGGCACUUCCGCCAGUUGGUCCGAAAAGCUGUGGAAUCUGUGCAGUUUACUGCAAACUUACCAGCAUACACAACAGAAGCGCGUGAUCCUGAUUCCCGGACCGAACGACUGCUGCGGGAAUCCAGACAUGAUGCCGAUGAUGCCCUUGCACGUGUACGACGUGCCCUUCCCGCCAAAUGUGGUCCUGGCGUCGAAUCCCUGCCGCAUACGCCACUUCUCGAGGCAAAUCGUCAUUUGUCGUAGCAACAUCUGGACAGAACUGGCACAUGCGGAAGUGGUUAAGUUCGAUGAUCAAGGGAACCGAGCAACACGCUUUGACGCAGUGGCACACUACCUGCUUUCGCAAGCGCACCUGUGCCCGAUUUUGCCCGUCACGCAAAGGACGACCUUGAUAGGGUAAUAUUGUUGAGAUGAAAAUGCAAAUGCUUGUAGUUGUAAGUAGAUGAAAAAUAUUUUUGAGGUAGGACUAAAUUGACGAAGAAGAGCCUGGCAAAUGCUAUUUAGUUUUGAAUUUUACAAAUACAAAGCCUUCUUGGCCUUCCUCUAGUACCUCAAAUCAGGUUUGACCAUUCUCUCCGUCUCCAUCCUGUGCCGGACGUGCUAAUGCUUGGUCUCGGAAUGUGGCGAAGUCAUCACAGAAGUGUCGGUCCCGAUAAUGAUACUGUAUUCAUCCCGAGCUUUACGCAGCGAUCGCAGUACGCCUUCUAUGUUUUUUAUCCUGCAGAAAAUAGCAGCGAGGAGAUGCUCCAACUGUCCAACGCUGUGGUGGUGUAGACCUAUUUGUUAUGUUUUUCGGGACUGUUGGAGGUUCCAAGCUCGUAAUCAUCAUUAUGGUUUUUGUCAGCUUCUGGAGGAGUGCGCUCGCUACAAGUGACGUGUUUUUGAUGUACUUAUACCAAUACCUUCUUCGGCGAAUACUAGUACGGUGUUGAAUUGCUCGGGUUGCUCGGGCUUGUUCUACUUGAAGGGAUCUUCAGGCGGAUGAACGCAACGUCUGCGCUUCUUAAAAGGAAGUGGCUCUCUGAUGAUAUUGACUUUCGGGCUGCAAGUUUCCCUGGUUACGCAAAUAGCCCGCUGUGCCCGUUUAGUUUUGCACAGACACUCAGUCAGAUGAGAGACGGUU